This is a messenger RNA of Letharia lupina, 903 nucleotides long. RefSeq lists its product as uncharacterized. The record is from RefSeq and is a predicted model, not a curated record. Bases 1 to 903 code for a protein of 300 amino acids. The transcript has 3 exons. NCBI's taxonomy places the organism in Eukaryota, Fungi, Ascomycota, Lecanoromycetes, Lecanorales, Parmeliaceae.
AUGGCCAUCGUUCACGCAAACAUACACGCCUAUCUUUCAAAGGGAGGGCAUGCAAUAGCCGAGACAAAGAACAAUCAUAGGAUCAUUAAGACGAAGCCAAGGCUCUUAAGACCGCCAAAAGUCAUAGACGAGUUGGUAGACAGGCUUAUGGUCCAAAUCAAGAAAGACGUCGCCUUAGAAAAAUCGCUCGUCGUUCCUCCUGAGUGCUGGAGUCGUGAUUCGAUGACACGACCCUUCAAGAUCACAGCAGUAUCAGUCCUGGAACGAGUUGCUCGCGGUAUUCCUGAGGCUGAAUGGGCCCAGUGGCAAUUUCUGGAAAGGCUCAAGAAAGACUGGGUUUACGGUGCCGCUGUUUCGCCGGAUACGGAACUUUCACCGCAGCAAACCAUCCCUCAUCAACAAAUGCAGAUCCAGGACUUUCAUUGGGAGAAUAUUCAAGCAGCAAUCGAUCAAUUGCAAAAGUUGGAGGCGACCUUAGACGGUGCCGAUCCCCAAGAGCUGUUGCGCUUGAAGAAGAACCUGACCGCGAGUGACACCAUGCCUUUCCGGCUAUUAGAUUGGGACGGAAACAAAUUGUCGGGCAGCGUAUUUCGGAAGACCUUUGGUUUACACACGUCCCCAUCUAGCGAGGACGACCUGCAGCGAAAGCAAGGCGAGCGACGCCGGCAAGAAAACCAGCAGCUAGAAACCCCAUUAAAGCGGAAAUCAACAGACGAGCCACAGCAGCAGAACAGACAGAAGCGGUCAAAGACGACGCCCGUGAAGUCUUCAGAAACUGCCGAACCAAGUGUGAGCGAUGCAAUAACCUUGGCAUCGCCUGCAUCGAAUUGGCAAACCAUCAAGGGGCAAUUCGGAAAUGCACCCAUUGUAAAGAGGCAAACCCCGAUUGCAGUGGUCCCAUAA